This is a messenger RNA of Pungitius pungitius (ninespine stickleback), 1016 nucleotides long. RefSeq lists its product as uncharacterized. NCBI's taxonomy places the organism in Eukaryota, Metazoa, Chordata, Actinopteri, Perciformes, Gasterosteidae. The record is from RefSeq and is a predicted model, not a curated record. The transcript is spliced from 4 exons. The coding region runs from base 9 to 1016 and encodes 335 amino acids.
ACUUCGUCAUGAUUGCGUCAUUGUGGUCGUCGGCGGCCCUUUGCUGCCUCGUGUUGCUACCAGGCCUGAUGGAGACCAAGUCGGUUCCAACCAGCGUCCAGCAGGAAGAGCGGGUUGCCGUCGGCGACGUUGGAAUCGGCUCAGAUGAAGCGAACGGCUUCCUGAGUCACUCCAGGCCGAAGCGCAACGUGGAGCCGAGGUGGUACCGAGGAAACCCGGACUUCCAGUCGUACUACCGCUACUACAGCAGCAUUGGGCACACCGAGGGGAUCUACGAGAUCGACAAGCUGCGGAUGCUCUACCAGCAGAUGAGGUACCUGGAGCACACGCUGGGCCCUGACGCCGCCUACUACCAGAACAAGCUGGGGGCGUGCGACCCAGCCACCGACAAGAAGUGCAAGGUUGCUCCCCCCCCUCCAAUGAAGGGGGUCCCAAAGCCCACGGAGCCCCCAGCAACCCCCCCUCCCCCUCCAGCCAUGUCCCAGGCCGACGUCCUGUACCUGUGCAACAGGAAGGACCCGCUCUGUAAGCCCCACAUCGUGUACCUGCCCAGCGGCUCCGUGCCGGUGCUCUGCGACCCCCGCCACCACCCCCACUGCACCCCGCAGAAGGCCCCGGCCCCCGUCGCAGCGGCCCAGCCUCCCCCCCCUCCGCCAAUGAAGUCCGCCCCACCUCCCCCUCCCCCCCCAGCUCCACCAGUCCUCAUCAAGAAGUCUCUCCCGGCCCCCGUCCGCUUCGUCAAGGGCAUGGAGUACGACUGUGACCCCUACUGGGACCCCGAUUGUCUGGUCGAACACCCGCCCAGACCCAUGAAGGGGGCGAUCGUGGCCCCCCCGCCCCCACCUGUGGAGGAGAAGAAAGAGCAGCCAGCUCCCAUCAAGACCAAGGGCAGCGUGUACCCGUACUACUACCCCAUGCCCUACAACCCCAUGGACGACCUGUACGACCCCGUCCGCUUCCAGUACCCACAACCCCCUGCUGCAGACGAGCCGGCCGAGUCCGGCCACAGCCAGUGA